GAUGCCCUGCGGCGCGGCGCUCCUAGGCUCGGGGACGCGCACGCAAUUCGCUGUCGUUGGCUGACUUCCGGUGGUGCCAAAGCCGUUUCCGCGGAAUCAGGCCGGCAGAAUGGAACAAAAGUGGGACUUUUAAAAUGUUGCCCUGUAAGAAGAGAAGAACUACAGUGACAGAGUCCCUACAGCAUAAAGGCAAUCAGGAGGAAAACAACGUAGACCUAGAAUCAGCUGUUAAACCAGAAUCUGACCAGGUUAAGGACUUGAGGUCAGUGUCACUUUCCUGGGAUCCAAGACAUGGCAGAGUAGCUGGCUUCGAAGUACAAUCUGUGCAGGAUGCAGGAAAUCAGCUUGGUAUGGAGGAUUCAUCUCUGAGCUCUGGGAUGCUCACCCAGGACACAAAUGUACCAAUUCUAGAAGGUGCUGAUGUUGCCAUCUCUCAGGGAAUCACCCUACCUUCCUUGGAGUCUUUUCACCCCCUUAAUAUACAUAUUGGUAAAGGAAAACUCCAGGCUACUGGCUCAAAGAGAGGGAAAAAAAUUACACUGAGGCCUGGGCCAGUUACCCAAGAAGACAGACGUGAUCAUCCUAUGCUAAAGGAGCCUUUUUCAGAAGAGCCUAGUGAAGAAGUCAAGGAAGAAGGAGGGAAACCUCAAAUGCAUUCUGAAGGGGAGAUACCUUCACUGCCAUCAGGCAGCCAAUCUGCAAAACCAGUAAGCCAGCCCAGGAAAUCAACCCAGCCAGAUGUUUGUGCCUCUCCUCAAGAAAAGCCACUCAGGACUCUGUUUCACCAACCUGAGGAAGAGAUAGAAGAUGGUGGACUCUUCAUUCCAAUGGAAGAACAAGACAAUGAAGGAAGUGAGAAAAGGAGAAAAAAGAAAAAGGGUACCAAGAGGAAACGAGAUGGAAGGGGUCAAGAAGGGACCUUGGCAUAUGACCUGAAACUGGACGACAUGCUUGACCGUACCUUGGAGGAUGGUGCCAAGCAGCACAAUCUAACAGCGGUCAAUGUCCGAAACAUCCUUCAUGAAGUAAUCACAAAUGAACACGUGGUAGCUAUGAUGAAAGCAGCCAUCAGUGAGACAGAAGAUAUGCCAAUGUUUGAGCCUAAAAUGACACGCUCUAAACUGAAAGAAGUAGUGGAAAAAGGAGUGGUAAUUCCAACAUGGAAUAUUUCACCAAUUAAGAAGGCCAAUGAAAUUAAGCCUCCUCAGUUUGUGGAUAUCCAUCUUGAAGAAGAUGAUUCCUCAGAUGAAGAAUACCAACCGGAUGAUGAAGAAGAAGAUGAAACUGCUGAAGAGAGCUUAUUGGAAAGUGAUGUUGAAAGCACUGCUUCAUCUCCACGUGGGGCAAAGAAAUCCAGAUUGAGGCAGUCUUCUGAGAUGACUGAAACAGAUGAGGAGAGUGGCAUAUUAUCGGAGGUUGAGAAAGUCACCACACCAGCCAUCAGGCACAUCAGUGCUGAGGUAGUGCCCAUGGGGCCCCCGCCCCCUCCAAAGCCGAAACAGACCAGAGAUAGUACUUUCAUGGAGAAGUUACAUGCAGUAGAUGAGGAGCUGGCUUCCAGUCCAGUCUGCAUGGAUUCUUUCCAGCCCAUGGAUGACAGUCUCAUUGCAUUUCGAACGCGUUCUAAGAUGCCCCUGAAAGAUGUUCCCCUGGGCCAACUAGAGGCAGAGCUCCAAGCUCCAGACAUCACUCCAGAUAUGUAUGACCCCAAUACAGCAGAUGAUGAGGACUGGAAGAUGUGGCUAGGGGGACUUAUGAAUGAUGAUGUGGGGAAUGAAGAUGAAGCAGAUGAUGAUGAUGAUCCAGAAUAUAAUUUCCUGGAAGACCUUGAUGAACCAGACACAGAGGAUUUCCGGACUGACCGGGCAGUGAGAAUCACCAAAAAGGAAGUAAAUGAGCUGAUGGAAGAGCUGUUUGAAACUUUCCAAGAUGAGAUGGGAUUUUCCAACAUGGAAGAUGACGGCCCAGAAGAGGAGGAGCGUGUGGCUGAGCCUCGACCUAACUUUAACACUCCUCAAGCUCUACGGUUUGAGGAACCACUGGCCAACUUGCUAAAUGAACAACAUCGGACAGUGAAGGAGCUAUUUGAACAGCUGAAGAUGAAGAAAUCUUCAGCCAAACAGCUGCAGGAAGUAGAGAAGGUUAAACCCCAGAGUGAGAAAGUUCAUCAGACCCUGAUUCUGGACCCAGCACAGAGGAAGAGACUCCAGCAGCAGAUGCAGCAGCACGUUCAGCUCUUGACCCAAAUCCACCUUCUUGCCACCUGCAACCCCAAUCUCAGUCCGGAGGCCAGUACCACCAGGAUAUUUCUUAAAGAGCUGGGAACCUUUGCUCAAAGCUCCAUCGCUCUUCACCAUCAGUACAACCCCAAGUUUCAGACCCUGUUCCAACCCUGUAACUUGAUGGGAGCUAUGCAGCUUAUUGAAGACUUCAGCACACAUGUCAGCAUUGACUGCAGCCCUCAUAAAACUGUCAAGAAGACUGGUAGGAGACAGAUGUGUCAGCUUUAAGUUUUUACUUGCGCCAAUGAAUUUCCCUGUUUGCCAAAGCAAGUGGCUUGGAUCCUGGCCACAAGCAAGGUUUUCAUGUAUCCAGAGUUACUUCCAGUGUGUUCCCUGAAGGCAAAGAAUCCCCAGGAUAAGAUCGUCUUCACCAAGGCUGAGGACAAUUUGUUAGCUUUAGGACUGAAGCAUUUUGAAGGAACUGAGUUUCCUAAUCCUCUAAUCAGCAAGUACCUUCUAACCUGCAAAACUGCGCACCAGCUGACAGUGAGAAUCAAGAACCUCAACAUGAACAGAGCUCCUGACAACAUCAUUAAA
This is a messenger RNA of Piliocolobus tephrosceles (Ugandan red Colobus), 2819 nucleotides long. Its product is annotated as GON-4-like protein. The transcript is spliced from 19 exons. Gene Ontology annotation, molecular function: transcription coregulator activity. Gene Ontology annotation, biological process: regulation of DNA-templated transcription. NCBI's taxonomy places the organism in Eukaryota, Metazoa, Chordata, Mammalia, Primates, Cercopithecidae. Gene Ontology annotation, cellular component: nucleus. Bases 135 to 2510 code for a protein of 791 amino acids. The record is from RefSeq and is a predicted model, not a curated record.